AUUACACCGUGUGUGUUUUGAAAAUUUACUGAUGGCCCAAGGUCGUUAGUGUGUGUAUAUUUUGCUAGAGUUUGUUCUUCUCAUAAAAAACUGUCUUUCGAACGUCGAUGGAAUUCUCCCCACAGUUGUAAGACUUUGUUAAUAAAAUCCAGGAAACUGAAAAUUCUAACGACCCUGAUAAAAACGUCAGUCUUACUAAAUCUGGAAGUCUGGGUGCUUAGCCGCAUACUUAAUCCAUGGGUUUCGUCGACAUUCGGGAAACCGUCAUCAGUCUUUAGUAUGCAAACGAAUAUGCAUAUUAAUGAAGAAGAUCCAAGUGGUUGAUAAUAGUUUUUAGUCUCGAAACAAUUGUUUCGAGGGGUUCUCGAUAAAUAAUCUACAGUUGUAGCACUUCGUUGUAUUUCAUGUAUUCUAAGUCAUAUCUAGGUAAGAAUAUAUGAUAUUUGGUAGGGUAUUCACACUGAAAGAUAUAUCGUAGAUACUUUUCAGUAUUUUCCAUCUGUACUAAAAGCUUAUAAUACUUUAAGAAGUAAGCAUUCUCCCUAACUGGCCCCACUACCUCUGAGUUUUAAAGUUAAUUCAUGAUUGAUACAAGCUAUUGGUGUUAUGCGAAUUCAUCUAGGUAUUUUCAUCCCAAAGGCUAGACGCAGAUUAAACUCUGAGUAACUGAUAUUCCGAUUUUGGUUGAUUAAUUCGUUAAAACUCUCUUAAAACCGAAGCGUGUUUCACACACACUAAAAAAUUGUUAACCUAAGUAACAUUGUUCGUUUAUUUUUGCGUAAGUUUGAAACAUUUGGAGAAUUAUCAAGCCGAAUACUUAUAUUGACUGAAUUAUGUCAAUUGUCGGCGGUUAAAGCUGUAUAUUGUGACUUCAGUCAAUCAGUUCUUAUCAACGUAGCAUGUGGCACACGGGCAUUUCCCAGGGUCGCCGUGCAACAACUCCCGUUUACGUUCGUAGUAAUGAAACUCUCGAAUCAUGAGCUUAGAAAUAACUAGUAAUCAGUCAAAACUGCUCAAAUGCAUUUCGUUCUGAGUAUCCUAUUAUUUAAUGCUCCGAUUUAUUACUAUUUAUUUAUCUCAACACAUAGAUAUUGGUACAAAGAGGCACCAAAUACAUAUGCGCCACGCACAUCUCAUUAGAUUUGUAUGAGGGCUGUGAUACUGCCCGGGUGCCCAAACCAAAGCAGGUGGUUUUCUUAGGGGGCCACUCCCCGAGCCUUCGGCCUGAAGGUCUGAUUCACAAGGCGAUAAGGCAUCGUAAGGAGGUGCAGUCCCAUGGAAGCCGGUGACCAACAAUCGGUUCAUACGCCAUUUGUUCCCGCAGGAUACUGGAGCCGAUGUGCACCAUUGGUUUGUAAUCCGGUUAAAGCGCCGAACAUUCGCUUUUCGUCCUCUCAUUUUCGUAAACAACAGUAAUGCCACGAGAAGGCAGUGAUUAGGACUUCCCUGGCAGAGGCUAUAUACGCAUGGCCAUGUGAGAGCGGACUUUUCCCACUCUUGGCCGUACCAAGGCAUUUGGGGGCAUGCUUCGAUUUACUACCUUAUGUCUAUUACAAAAUGAGCAACUAAAAAUAUUUCACUUUUGCUUUGUUCGCAUGUGUUCAACCAAUGUUUGGGGAUUCAGUAUCUUUCAACACAAUAAAAGUCCUAUAUUAUUCGUACUCAUAAUCAGUAUUACUACAAAUCAACUUAGUUUUUCUUAUUUCUCAAAUAUCCUCUCAAAACUCUGUCACCAGAUUCGAACUAAAACCUAUAAACAAAUAUAUCGAUAAUAGUGUAAAUAAAAGCUAUAUAUCUACCAGACACUGAUUCUCUACUUAUAUGGUCUUCUGUAAAAUUUGAAUUUAAGCCACCAAAUGCCCUGGUACGGCCAAAGGUGGGGAGCGUCCGAUCUCCUCGAAACGCUCUCACAUGGCUGCUCGUAUACAUUCACUGCCAGGGAAAUCCUACUCACUGCCUUCUUGCGGAGGGGGUGUUGUUAACUAAGUUGAGGAUGAAAGGCUAGUGCCUAGCGCUUUAACCGGGUCAGUGGAUAUAUGAGAUGCAUCAAGGGGAGAUCGGAAACCCUGAUUCUAAACCAAUGGUGCACAUGGGCUCCAGGAUCCUGAAGGAACAAAUGGCAUACGAACAAAUUGUUGGUCACCGGCUACCAUGAAACUACACCUCUACUGCCUUGUGGUUUAGAACUUUAGAUCAAAGGCUCAGGAUGUGGCCCCAUUAGACAAACACCUGCUUCGGUCUGGGCACCAGGGCAGUAUCGCAACACACACACAAACCAAGUGACUUGUGUGGCGCAUGUGUAUCUGGUGCCCUCUUGUACUAAUAUUUGUGUGUUCAAAUAAAUAAACUUUUCCAAUCAGUUAUUCACCACCAUCGUCAAACUGCAAAUCUGAACUGGUUCUACUCCCACCCCUUAUUUUACAAAACAAACCAGUACAAAUCACGUCUUUACUCUCGAAAUCAGGUUAAAUGGGAGACCGUACUACUGUGUCUCAACGGUAUAAUUGAUAUACAGUAAGCUGUGUUUUUUUUAGUUCGUGAAAUAUGAUAUUUAGCGCAAGGUUUCAACUUUUACAGUCUUAACAUAACAUAUUCCACUGUCUUUCAAAAAUAGACUGAGUGCGUAAAAAAUUCAGUUGCAAGAAAAACAAGUCCUUACAAUUAGCUGUUUUUGCGAUAUUAAAAUGUAUAAGGAGCGAGCGUAGCAUGUAAGACUUGCUUGUGCAAUGCAACAUAAGUUCAAUAAUAUACUCUCAAGUUAUCUCAGAUUUUAAAAUUUAUUAUCACUGAAUACAGCAUUCUCUUGUUAGUAGGAUGUGUGAUAAGCGAGAUUCUUGAGUAAAUACGUCAUUUGUGUUCAUUGUAUAUCCAUUUAUUACUCCCCUUACUGUUUGUGUUAUGCAUUUCUUUUUCGAAAAAUCUAUGUUUAGACGUUGAUAUGCUUGACAAAAUGAACGACUCUCAAAUUAUGGACUGCGGGAGAACAAGUGCAUUUGAACGAAUGAUCCUGAUGAUGAAAGCAAAUCCUUUAAUACCUGUUGGUGUGAUUGUCACUGGAGCUCUGCUUAUCCGCAUGAAGUAUGCUAGCCGUAAAGAAUUCGGAUACUUAAUCUAUUUACGUCCGCUGAGUCAAGCAAUUACAUUUUCAAUGAUUAUUUACACCGCAUAUACUACACCUGAAAUUUUCAACAAAAGUUCCUGUAGGUUAUCAAAAUAAAUAAUUUCACGUAGUUCCGUGGAUUUAAAGAUACAAAUAGUGACUUAAAAAUCCUAAUUAUAUAAUUUUCAGUAGUUAAAUGGCUAAUGCUUAUUUCGGUGUUGUUUAGAAGAGUCCAACCCACGUGUGCAGCUGUAAUAAAAGGUCCUUUUCCUCGCAAAGUGACUAUACGAUUUAUAUGAACACUUAUUUGAAACACGAGUGCUCUUGCUAUAGUGAAAGAUCAAGAAAUAAGCUACAUAUAACCGCGUCACAAUUUUGGUAGAAAAUGUAGUACUAACUAGGAACAUCCGACAUUGGUGCCAAUAAAUGGUAUGGCCACCGAGCUCUAUAUGUGGAACAUAUCCAUGCCACUUAAGCCAGUGUCUUCACGUCGUCUCCAAUACACCCAAAUACACGUUGCCGAGCCUCAGAACUCCUCACACAAUGUUCGCAUCAAGCACGAGGAACUUAUAUGAAUUAGUGAUGGAACAUAUAAUUGUAAAAUUCUUCAGCUCUAAAUGACAUGAUUCCCCCGGGAUAGAGCAGAACUCUUAUCUCAGAGUUCUUUAUCAGGCCUCUCGCAACUCGACGAUCGUCGCGUUGGUAUGGAAAGGUUAUGGAGACUAAAAAAAACUGAUGUGGCUGCUGUUAAGCAUACUGUAACACUACCUACUAGACCUUUACAAAUAAUUGUACAUUGACUUUUGUCUUCUAAGGAGCACAGGACAAUCUAGUCAAGUCUCCAUGGAGAAUAAACCACUCAAACCUUUCUAAAAACGUUUCAGCCAGCUUUGGUAUGGUAUACGUAUUCGAACUUUUAGGUAGAUAUCGAAAAGACUAUGCAAGAUAAAUUCCUAAGCGCGUAAUGUACACUUAAGAGGUUCAUCCUCGUUGCCUUUGUAAAUACAUAGACUCAUGCUUUUAAGGUACUUCUUGGUUUUAAGUUAAGGAGUUUUGUACAGUAUUUCCGAUGUAAUCAGUGGUAAACUUUUCUACUGGUUAUUGUAUGAAUUGUGUAAAUAAAUGCAUAGCAAUCACCUACUCUAGUGUAGUAAGAUGGUAAUGUAUGUGCACUACUGCAUCCUAUUUUAAGACAUAGUCUCAACACCCGAAGUCUAGAAUUGUCCAAGUAUUAUGGAAAGCUGAUUCUUUUCCAAAAUAUUCAAGCAGUACGUUCUCGUACCUCGGUUUACCAGGUCACUAUCAUUUCCACGUAAUUUGAAGGCACUGCUUUGGUUUAAGCAACAAGUAUAUGUAAAACAAUCACCCAUAAACCAUUGUGCAUAGUAAUAUAAGUUUGACAUAUUUGUAGCAACUGCGGUCCGACAUAGUAUAUAGACCAAAUUGUGGUUAUUAAUAACCAGUAUAUAUUUUCAUUUUGUCAUGACGGGUUGUUAUUCCCUACUGCUAUGACUUAUCAUAUAGAUACUUCAUACGCUAUUGAAAUAAAUAAAAACAAGAUACUCAGAUUGAUGUGUGGUAAUGAGAGUGAAAUGUGAUUGGUCGCUGAACAUGAACAAAAGGGUACUCAGCCUGCUGACUAUUAAAUAUGUGAUUUCCCUUCAUCUCAGUGAUUCCUACUUCGGACUCACUGUGACUGCUUGUAAUUGUGUUGAAUAAAGUAUUAUCUAGUCUG
Molecule: messenger RNA, 4835 nt
Organism: Schistosoma intercalatum
Lineage: Eukaryota; Metazoa; Platyhelminthes; Trematoda; Strigeidida; Schistosomatidae
Source: the annotation of a GenBank genome assembly